CUUUUAUUAUGUGAAAAGCUUGAAAACGAAUUACUGAAGUUGUCCUAAAAUUAUUGAAGUGAUGACCUUAGAACGAGUGUCAUUGGAUUACGAAAAUUUAUUGAAAAUAACGACAUAUUUUGAAUAUACAGAAAAAUACAGCUGUGCACCCCCAUACACUUUUUACUCAAAAAAGGAGGAAUUACAUGGGUUCAUCCACCAACCUGUUGCAACUAACUGCUGUAAAGGUGGCUGGUUCGAUCAUGGUAAAGCCUUGAGUCCAUCCAGGUAUAAUUGGUUAACUAUUUUUACAGAUGGUGAAGUGAAGGCAGUAGAGUGCGGUACCGGCCUCACUGCCUUUUUGUAUACUGAAGGCUAAGUAUACAGUGUGCUGCAUCCCACACUGUAAACAACAGACAUCCGUGUUUAAAUGACUCAAUUAGUCACUUCAGGGGAGGUGUGAGGAAGGAGCCAGAGUGUUGCAGAAUUUAUUUACCUGAAGAAGGCGCAGCACCCAUUAUCAUGACCCACGCCGUGUUCAUUUUGCUGCUGACCGUUUAUCAUGCCCUGGGAGCAGCAACAGAGAAAGUAGAAUGUUUCGCUGAUCUUGGCGGGGACAAACUUGACCCAAACAACAUUUACACCUGCGUGACGCCUGCCAAAUGUUGCCAGGAAGAAGGAAAACCAUCAUGCUGCAGUGAGAAGGCUGGGUCUGUGGCAGGCUUCGAGCAGGCGCAGCUGUGGGGAACGCUGGCAGGACUAAUCUUGGUGCUGGCGAUUGUCAUGUGGUAUUGUCGUCAUGAUGGAGAUUGUUGCGGGAACAAGAAGGGCGAGCAAGGGUGUUGUUGUUGUAAACGUAAGGAUGGAAACAACGACCCUGGUGACGAGAUUGAAGAGGUGAAGGUUCCUCCUGCAGAUGACAAGACCGACUCUCCUCCCGUCAUGGAGCAGUUCAGCGACAUAUAGUAGGCUUCCUUAGGCUCUGUAACCCCCCCUUCCUUUCAACCUACCACCCACUGCUAGCAUCCUCAUAAUUAAUAAGGAUAGAUUUCUCCCAACUAUAGAUGUAAGAAUGCAGAAUUUAAUUGGUUUGUGGCGCUGUUUCAAGAUUCUCAGACCAACCUGUGUACUGGACUGUCUUAUUAUUUUAGGCACGUUCAUCCGGUAAUAACAUGAUGUGCUAAUGCCUUUUGACGUGUGUGUAGUGAGGUAUAAGUGUUAAAUAUUAAUGGAAGAUCUAGUUUGCUAUUGAUAAAGUAUAUCGUAGCUGCUAAUAUGUUGAAUAGGAGAACGAUAGAAAUUUAUAUUUAUACCAGCUACCGUUGAAUGUCAAAUUACCUGUUAUCGUCAGCGUCAGUUCCUUAACGAUCCUGACCAGAGAAACACAACACUCACCACCUUCAGUAUAAACCGGCGAUCAUGGCGGGGCUCACCAACUAAGCUCCACCAUUAAUUCCUGACCUCCAUCCACAUCAGCAAACCUUGAGUAUCAAUUUAUAUUUGUAGGAUAUCCUAACUUUAUACUUUGUACGUGGUUUGAUGUAAUAUAAACUCCGACAUUGCCACUUAAGGUAAUUUACCCAUUUCGAGUGUUUAUUAAUUUUCGUACAGCUUAAUGUAAAUAUUUCUUGUCCUGAUAUCAACCAACUCAGGACAAAGUAAGACUUAGUGGUCCGUUUUUUGUUGUUGUGAACAAAGGUUCAAAUUGUCAUAAUGUUUACAUUUGAUUUUAAUAAAUAUUGAUUAGUA
Homarus americanus (American lobster) is the source of this 1728-nucleotide messenger RNA. RefSeq lists its product as uncharacterized. Lineage: Eukaryota; Metazoa; Arthropoda; Malacostraca; Decapoda; Nephropidae. The transcript is spliced from 5 exons. Bases 502 to 945 code for a protein of 147 amino acids. The record is from RefSeq and is a predicted model, not a curated record.